AAAUAGUUCGACACCUCUGAAUUUUGUUUGACUCAUGCUGGGACUCCGUAGGUCUUUAUCUACUCCUCUAGAAGUGGGAUCGCAAAGAAAUAUACCCAAUUGAAUCAUCUACGACCAUGACCUCCCAACUUCCAACCAAGAACUGCGGCGUUCUGGGCUGCACCGGCUCAGUGGGCCAGCGGUUCAUCCUCCUCCUCCAGCAGCACCCGACCCUGCGCCUCGUCGCCGUGGGCGCGUCAUCCCGCUCGGCCGGCAAGAAGUACCGCGACGCCGUCCGGUGGAAGCAGGCGCAGCCCAUCACGGCGGCGGUCGGCGACCUGGUGGUGCGCGAGUGCACGGCCUCGGCCUUUGCCGACUGCGACGUCGUCUUCAGCGGGCUGGACUCGGACGUGGCGGGCGAGAUCGAGCGCGAGUUCCAGCUGGCCAACCUGGCCGUCUUCUCCAACGCGAAGAACUACCGGCGCGACCCCCUUGUGCCCCUCGUCGUGCCCACCGUCAACCUGUCGCACCUCGACCUGAUCCCCCACCAGCAGAAGACGUACGGCCUGCAGAAGGGGUUCCUGGUGUGCAACAGCAACUGCGCCGUCAUCGGGCUGGUGAUCCCCUUCGCGGCGCUGCAGGCCAAGUUCGGGCUCAUCGAUACCGUCUCGGUCGUCACGAUGCAGGCUGUCUCGGGCGCGGGAUACCCCGGCGUGAGCAGCAUGGACAUCCUGGACAACGUGGUGCCCUUCAUCUCUGGCGAGGAGGACAAGCUCGAGACGGAGGCCAAGAAGAUCCUGGGCACCAUCAACUCCGAGGCCACCGCCUUCGAGGACCAGAAGACGUUGAGGGUCUCGGCUGCGUGUAACCGUGUGGCGGUUUUGGACGGCCACACAGCGUGCGUCUCGUUGCGCUUCGCCCAGAGGCCGCCGCCCAGCGCGGAGCAGGUGAAGGACGCGAUGCGGAGCUACGUCUCCGACGCGGAGAAGCUGGGCUGCCCGUCGGCCCCGAAUCCUCCAAUCCUGGUCUUUGAUGAGCCCGACAGGCCGCAGCCUAGGUUGGACCGCGAUCUGUCCAGAGGCUAUACUGUGAGCGUCGGGCGGGUGAGGGAGGACGAGAGCGGAAUUUUCGACAUCAAGUUUGUGGCAUUGAGUCAUAACACUGUCAUUGGAGCGGCUGGUUCCUCCAUACUAAAUGCCGAAGCGGCGAUACUGAAGGGAUACAUCUGAUCUCGAAGCUGAGGUUUGACUACCUACACAGGGAGGUAGUCACGCACCAAAAGAAGGGGUGAUAUGUUUCAUGCACCAGGCCAUUCUUGUUCAUAUUAUGGGCAGAGCAGCAGGAACAGGAGCCAUCAACAUCAAUGUGCGUAAAUAAAUAAAUAUAAAUACAUAACCAAAAUCUAAGGUAUCCAUAACCAAGAUCUAAG
Messenger RNA from Phialemonium atrogriseum, 1408 nucleotides. RefSeq names its product aspartate-semialdehyde dehydrogenase. Bases 117 to 1208 code for a protein of 363 amino acids. NCBI's taxonomy places the organism in Eukaryota, Fungi, Ascomycota, Sordariomycetes, Cephalothecales, Cephalothecaceae. The record is from RefSeq and is a predicted model, not a curated record. Gene Ontology annotation, molecular function: NADP binding; NAD binding; aspartate-semialdehyde dehydrogenase (NADP+) activity. The transcript has 3 exons. Gene Ontology annotation, biological process: L-threonine biosynthetic process.